ACAGCUUCUGGGUCAUGUGGCCAGCAUGACAAAGCUGCUUCUGGCAAACAAGAGCAGUGCACGGAAACACCGUUUACCUUCCCGCUGGAGCGGUCCCUAUUUAUCUACUUGCACUUUGAUGUGCUUUCGAACUGCUAGGUGGGCAGGAGCUGGGACCGAACAACACGAGCUUACCCCGUUGCAGGGAUUCGAACCGCCGACCUUCUGAUCAGCAAGUCCUAGUCUCUGUGUUUUAACCCACAGCGCCACCUGGGUCCCUAUAACAUUAUCAUACAUGACCAUAAAAACACCUUUGACAUAGAAUCAUAGAAUCAUACGGUAGAGUUGGAAGAGACCACAAGGGCCAUCCAGUCCAACCCCCUGCCGAGCAGGAAACACCAUCAAAGCAUUCUUGACAUAUGCCCGUCAAGCCUCUGCUUAAAGACCUCCAAAGAAGGAGACUCCACCACACUCCUUGGUUGACCCAGCACAAGAAAGAAACCUCCUUCAUUAUGAAGCUAUAGAUGAAGGCAGGAUUUGGUUUCCCAAAGGUGCAACAAUCGAGGACAUAUGAGCAAAUUGUCUUUCACCAGUACUAAGCUUUGGGCCUUUUUACUACAUAAGUUUUGAACACAAGUUAGAAGGUAGGAGUCUGUGUGUUUCUCCCCUUCUACGUGCUCUAAAACUACUCCCAGUAGUGACUGGUGUGGUGUAGCUUUGGAGGCACCCUCCUGACAUCAGUGCUUGGAUGGACAGGGCAGGGUAGUGAUGAGGUUGGGUGUUUGUGGCCGCCAAUGGAGGUUGUAAAACAGCCCAACCUUGAUAUCACCCAGCCCUGCCCAGGUAAGCUGCAGUGAUGCUAGCGUUGGAGGGGAAGCUUCAGUUCCACUCUACCAGAUUCUAUUGAUUAUUUGCCUUCAUUAUAUGCAAAUUGGAAAUCAUGCCUUUGAACUGAUACUUGCAGGACUUUCACCUCAAGGUGAAAUGGAAUGGAUAUGCUAUAGCUAAGCUAGACAUGGCACUGGAGAAUGAAUGCAGGUCCUUCCCAAGUCUAGAGGGCACCUCUGCCUCCUCCCCAAACAACUCUGGUGGCUUCGGGAGGGAAAUAAAAAUACUAGCACCUCCUGCUGGUGUUUCUUCAGUGCUUCACUGUUGAGUUCUGGACUGGUUGCUGCCACCUGUUCCUUCCUUGGCUUCAGCCUCCCCCAAUCCUCAUAUGCUUACCAGGCUGGGCUGUGGUGACAAUGGAGGGUGGCAUCACUCAGCAAAGCAACAAAGAAAAAUGCUGUUGCAGGUACCAUCUUUGUUACCCCAGAGUGGUGACAAAGAAGAGAAUAGGACAGUAUGCCUGGCAGGUCCUUCUGUAGGCUAGACUAAAGGAUGGAAAUAAUGAAAUUAGCUGGGGUGAGGAAGGAAGUGGAAAGCCAUGUUGUUUUGUUGUUGUUUGGUGGCAGCUAUGGCAACUGAGUCAUAGCAGUAGAGAAGUAAAUAAUGUAUUUUUGCAUGUGUGAAGUUCUGGUGUAUGUAUGUGUAUACUACUAGUCAACUAAAAAAAUGACAGAAAAAUCUAGGGUUGGGGGGGGGAAUGCUUCAUCCCUUCUUUCAAGAUCCUUAGUAUCCAGUCCCUUUUAUAAGAUAGAUGAAGUGAACCAAUAUAAUGUCAAAGUCAGAGUGUGGUGUUAUCGUCAUGUUGGAAAAUAUUAUUUUGUAAAUUAAAUACUGCCUAAAAUAGACUUACUAAGCAGUUUCAUAAUGACUUCCAAGUAGGAGUAUUUUUCUCGUAAGUAUCUGAGAUGAAGUUAUUGCUAUGACUAAGCUAAAGUGAAUAUUUACAAAGUGCAUAGUUGAUGCCAUUCCCAAAGCAUUUACUAAGCUAGAAAAAAAUCCAUUGCAUCAAUUUUUGCCUAGCAUCUUUCUUCCGUCAUUACUUAAUCAUUAAAGGAACCCAUUAUUAAAGUAUAAUGCAAGCUAGAAAUGUACUGAUGUUCACUGGUUCCAUUCCCACCACCAACACACUGAACUUUCUGUCUCAGUGGACUUUGACCUGAAAGUUUUUUAAAGCAUUCCAUGGCACCCCAGACUGUGUUUGGGAUAGGUGUCAUCUUUGAAUAAAACUGAAGUCAGAGUUCUAGCAGCUCUGACAUCCUGUCUUUGGUAAUAGCCAGCAUACUUCAUGUGUGAUUUUUCUGUUGUGUACACAUACACACAACACUUGCACAUACACAUUCACAUACACAUACAGUAGUCACUUAAAUAAUAAUAAUAAUAAUAAUAAUAAUAAUAAUAAUAAUAAUUUAUUAUUUAUACCCCGCCCAUCUGGUUGGGUUUCCCCAGCCACUCUGGGCGGCUUCCAACCGAAUAUUAAAAACAGUACAGCAUCAAACAUUAAAAACUUCCCUAAACAGGGCUGCCUUCAGUUGUCUUCUAAAUGUAAAAUAGUUGUUUAUUGCCUUGACAUCUGCUGGGAGGGCGUUCCACAGGGCGGGUGCCACUACCAAAAAGGCUCUCUGUCUGGUUCCCUGUAACCUCACUUCUCGCAAUGAGGGAACCGCCAGAAGGCCCUCGGUGCUGGAUCUCAGUGUCCGGGCUGAAUGGUGGGGAUGGAGACGCUCCUUCAGGUAUACAGGACCGAGGCCGUUUAGGGCUUUAAAGGUCAGUACCAACACUUUGAAUUGUGCUUGGAAAUGUACUGGGAGCCAGUGUAGAUCUCUCAGGAUCGGUGUUAUGUGGUCCCGGCAGCCACUCCUAGUCACCAGUCUAGCUGCCGCAUUCUGGAUUAAUUGCAGUUUCCGGGUCACCUUCAAAGGUAGCCCCACGUAGAGCGCAUUGCAGUAGUCCAAGCGAGAGAUAACCAGAGCAUGCACCACUCUGGCGAGACAGUCUGUGGGCAGGUGUGUUCUCUCAGUCAUGCACUGCACAGAAGUAUAACUUCCCCUCUGUUAGGUAGUGAAAGAAUGAAGCAUACGAGGCACUCUUGUGGAAACUGAGACAAUGAGUGGUAUUCAGUUAAACAGUUCCACUAGUGCAAUGACUUUUAGCUGCACGGUGGAGCUUUUUCGCUCCCUGUGCAACCCCUAAAUCUGUUCUGGGGGCUCCCACAAUCUUGAAGAGCAGAUUUAUGGGGCAUGCACAGGAUGAAUGGGGAGAGGAGAAGGCAAGGGGGUUCAAAUUCUCAGUCAUAUGUCUUUGUGCUAGUGGAACAUUCAGUUGACUAUGCUAAUAUCCAGGGAAAACCUGGAAAGGCAGACAUCAACCGCAUACCUUAAAAACUGAUAUAGGAUGAACCUGAAAGCAAUUGAAAAGAGCAAAGUAAUAAGGGCCUCAAGGAGGCUUUCACCAAAGUGAGCAAAUGCUGCCUCUAUUCCCUAUCUACUGUCCCCCCACUUCUUGCUUUCAUUCUCCUUUCCACUUUUUAGUUUCCCCUUCCCUAACUUAUUCAUCCAUUGCCUCUUUCCUUGCCUCCAAAGAUGCCCUGGAAUGCUGUUUUACCGGCUUCUUAUAUCUCUUUAAGGCUAGGAGAUAUGACUAUACUUCAAUAGCUUUCUGAUUCCUUCAAGACCCAGAAAUGCGGCUAUAAAAGUCCCACAGAAGUCAUAUUCCAAGUCAGAGACCAUGGAAGGGUCAGGAUAAACAAUCACAAAAUAGGUCUCAUGGUUCUGCAUAGUAAAAGCAGUGUUUUAAAUUAGCCAGGUGUCAGGUGCACUUUGCACCUGGUUUUUGACCACUUGCAACCAAGUGAAGAUGCCUGGGUGCCAGGAUGGUGCCUGACAUCUCCACCAUCUGGAGGUGCAUGCCUGGGGAUCAUUGGAUCUGGUUUGUUUUCACAUACUAAUAUCCCAUCCUUUAGAAUUCUAUCAUUUAUAUUUCAUCUGCACAAUCGGAAUGAAUUUCUGGAACCAAUAUGCUUUUUCUGUGCAGCCUAAGCAGGUUCAGUCACCUUUAAGAAAAGGUGGUCAGAAAAGGCCAAUACAGUCAUACCUCGGUUUAAGUACGCUUCGGUUUGAGUUCUUUCAGUUUAAGUACUCCGCAGACCCAUCUGGGACGGAUUAAUCCACUUUCCAUUACUUUUAAUGGGAAAGUUCACUUCAGGUUAAGAAUGCUUCAGGUUAAGUACGGACUUCCAGAACCAAUUACACUCAUACUUCGGGUUAAGCACGUUUCAGGUUGAGUACUCCGCGGACCCGUCUGGAACGGAUUAAUCCACUUUCCAUUACUUUCAAUGGGAAAGUUCGCUUCAGGUUAAGUACGCUUCAGGUUAAGUACAGACUUCCAGAACCAAUUGUGUACUUAAACUGAGGUACCAUUGUAUAUUCAUGGACUGUCCCUGGAUCAAGUGACUUUUCUUCUUUAAGUUCUCAACGUUCUUAACCUAGCUCAAGUUGUCAUCUGAACUAGCCAGAUAGUCAAUCAUGGUCAAUCCAUCAUUUGAAAAAUAAGAUUUUAGAGCUCUUUUACCCAAAAAUGGCAACUAGACAUUCUGUUUUGGUGACUGUAACUUGGUUUAAGGAGCCACUUGGCACCUAGCUUAUAUAUCUGAGUUUCUAACACUGCGUGUUGCUAUCACUUCCUGUCCCAUUUAUUUGCAUCAAAGGCAACAUACAGCUAUGCUAACCAAAAUGUCUUAUAGCAUGAAGGGAGUCCUCUGUUUUCAUUUUUUAGCUGUAUACAUAAUAAAUUUGUACCAAUCAGUUGCAAAAGAAUCUUUAUGCUUUGAACCUUGUGACAUUUUUAUUUUAUUAGUCACUUUUUCCAUUAGUGCUUUUUAUUGUACUUUAUUGUACCAGUUUGUCAAAAAAGCACACUCUGAUUUCUUCCAGUAUCUUUGUAUUAUCAGCCUGGCUGCUAGUAAAAUAUGGGUUGUUAGGGGUUUGAAAUGUAAGUUUAUGUUGUCUCUCAUAACAAAAAAUUGAGCAGGGUCAGCUCUGGACAUUUUGAGGCAUUUUGUCCAAUAACUGCUUUUCUUUCAACAAAUACUUCCUCACAGAAUUGAGCCACUCUUAACCCCCCUCCAUACCCCUCAUGAUAUGUUGAUUCAAGCAUAAUGCCUCUCCAACAGCUUAGUGAAUGUCAGGAAGUAAUAUGAGCCAAAUGUAUAGGUGUGAGAUGGCAUUUCUACAAUGUUUUGAGUGCUACCUCUUCUGUUGAGGCCAAGGCAGAUUUCAAAACAUAUUUCCCCCAUGUUGAGGUCCAGUCAUCUCUACUGAUAGUAAUCUGUCAGCUUCCCACAUCUGCCUUAGACCUUCAGCUAUAUCCGUAUCUAUUAAGAUUAGCAUGCUGUACAGUCUAGGGACACUCAACCCUGUUCUGUCAUUUUGGGGAGAGCCCAACAAUAGCACAAAAGGGGUAAGGUCUCUCAAUGCCUGUUCUUUGAUGUGGAUUUGGCACGUGAAAUUUCCAGUUUGGUACCACGUCAACCAACCAUAUAUUUUAUCAUGAUGUCAUCAUCCAGUGAGCAUUAUGAAAAAGGGGAAAAACAGGAACCUGGAACAGGCAAGUUUCCACUGCCUACUAUUCCUUCAAAUACCGUAAACAGUACUGCUUCCAUGUUAUUCAAAAUACAUGUUUGUUCUGCUGUAGAAAAAUACUGAGUUUUAGAACUGAGUCAGUCUGUCAGUAUUCUAGUCUGAAGGAAAUGUAUUUGCAUCUGGAUUAGUUUUCUGAAAACGGGGACAUAUUUAAGGCACUGGCAUUAUGUAUAUUGAAGUACAGUAUGUUUUAACCUGCCCAUACAAAUUUGAGAAUGAGGUCUUUAGUUCAUGGACACAAUGUUGAUGUAAAAUCAUUAGUUCUAAAGUAGCAACUUCCUACAGGGAAAGGGGAGGGAAACUUUUGUUGCUAGUUCUGACCAAAUAUAGACUUGCUGUGGCACUGACUCACAUCAAGUAGAAGUGCACAUUCACUGUUAAGCCUUUUGGGCAAGAUUUUCAGUUGCAGUGAAUGAAACUGAGUCAGGGAUAUCUCAGCCUUAUGGUACAGAUUAUUUUAGGAUUAGUGCAGAUAUUAGAUAAAAAACUUGGUAGUCGUGCUCUUUGCCUGCUGUUUUGAAAGCUAGUACUGUACAGGAACAUGGUGAGCUCUUAGUUUUGUUUUGUCUCCUUCAUAUGGUUCUCAAGUUUCUGGUUUCUUCUUCUUCAUUUUAUUAAGCAGCUUAAAAUUUUAUUUUUUGCAUUUUCAAUUUUACAAACAGAAUUUAAAAAACCCUACAAACAUAAAAACCCCUUUGACUUACUUCCCCACCUUCAUGGAUCUUCAUAUAAUAAUUUUCCCUUCUGCAUCUCUUCCAGGCUCUGUUUUUAUAAAUCCUUUAUCACUCCAUAGUUCAAAUUUUUACUACAAGUUUUCUGUCAAUCCUACCAAUGUAUGUAAUUGUUUACAGUAUUUUUUAAAAUAAAUAAUAAACUUCCCCCAUUUUUUAUUAAAGCCAGUCUCUUCCUGGUUUCUAAUUCUUCCUGUGUUUAGCCCUCUCAGCAUAAUUCAUCAGUUUUAGUUGCCACUCUUCCUUGGUCAGAGUUGUGCCAUCUUUCAAUCUCUGGGCUAACAGCAUCCGUGCAGCUGUGGUUGCAUGUAUGAAUAAUUUUGUCUGGUCCUUCAGGAUCUCUGGAGCUAAAAUACGUAAAAGAAGAGCUUCUGGGUUUUUUUUACAAAACAUUUUCAGCAUUUUUUCAAUUCAUUAUAUAUCAUUUCCCAGAAGUCUAUUAUCAUCUUACAUGACCACCACAUGUGAUAAAAUGUGCCCUCUUUCUCUUCACAUUUCCAGCAUGUUUUAGACUUUGAUUUAUACAUUUUAGCUAAUUUACUAGGAGUUAAAUACCAACGAUACAUCAUUUUCAUAUAGUUUUCUUUCAAACAGGCUGUCAAUUUUAAUCCUAUUGUCCAUAAUCUCUCCCAUGCUUCACCUAGUGAAUCAUAACCGAUUUGACCUGUUCAUCUUUUGUUUACCAGCCUAAUAAAAGUUUAUACAUUUUUAGAAAUUAACUUAGUUUUAUUUUCUAAAAGUUCCCUUUUGAACUGGGAGGUUUUGUUUUUAUCCAUCUUAAACACUUCAUUAAGUUGGUGAUAUUGCAACCAAGCGAUUACUAAUUCUCUUAUGUCUUAUGGGGCUUAUUUGGGGGGUGCACGCCGCCUUCGUGCUUCCCCCAAGGCUCUCAUGACGAGCUCACCAUUCAUGGAGAACACGGCUCACCAUCCACUGCCAUUCUACGGUAAUCCAGAAGUCCAAGUUUCUGGAUUAUUGUUUAUCAAUCUACAGUGCUACCUCUGGUUAUGAACUUAAUUCGUUGUGGAGGUCCAUUCUUAACCUGAAACCAUUCUUAACCUGAGGUACCACUUUAGCUAAUGGGGCCCCCCUGCUGCCGCCAUGCCACUGGCGCACUAUUUCUGUUCUCAUCCUGAGUUAAAGUUCUUAACCCGAGGUACUACUUCCGGGUUAGCGGAGUUUGUAACCUGAAGUGUUUGUAAGCUGAGGUGUUUGUAACCUGAGGUACCACUGUAAUGUCCUUGCAGAUGAGCCAGAGUAAUUACAAUUUCAGUUGAAAUUUUGACAUACCUAUAUUGGCACCACCAUAUAGGUUUUGAAAUGAUCCACAGCAAUAUUUUGAGCUAUGAAGGCUCUAGUUGUGCUCUAAUUGAGCAAUACUGAAGCAAUAUUUUUAAAAUUCAUGGAUGAGCUCAAACCCUUAAGCAAUAACAAAAAAGCACUCUCAUCUUACAAGCAUACUUGGGGGAAUCUAAAGAGAUGCAGAAGUACAAUUCCCCUUCCCCCUCUCUCCUUAUAUAUAUAGAUAUAGAUAGAUAUACCAUAAGGAAAAACCACUCCUCCCCCCAAACCCAGUGAGGACACAGCAUUCCCAAUAGCUAUGGAACACUGAGUCAUUGAAAAAUAAAAUGGCUGUGGGAGGGGGGAAUAGAAUCAGCCUGACUCUCUGAAAGUGGCUUUAAAGAGGAGGGUGUGGCCUCAGCAGCCUCAAAGGCUUCAAAUUUUCACUGAUCAGCUGACAUGAUCAGAGAGAGAGCAGGCUAGGAGUGCAGAGGGGGAAAGGAGACAAAGAAUGGAAGGAGAAGAAAGCAAUGGACCUUUAUUUGAAAAUUUAUCAAUCACAGAUUCAGAACUGCCUAGCAACUCUGAGGGCCUAAGUACCACUGAGACUACAUUACUCAUCUCUGAUCUUCAAGGGAAGGCUGGAAGGAGAUACAAUCUGUUCCUGAAGCAACGUCUAAGGAUUGAUAAGCGACAUCAAAGCAAGGACUCUGUUUUCUUCAGGGAUGGUGUCCGGCGAAUAGACUUCGUACUUGCAUAUGUGGAUGAUCCAAAAAUAGAAGGAGAAAAAAAAGUGGAACGGAGACGAGAAUUUGAGCACAAUCUAGAGAAGGCUGGCCUGGAACUAGAAACUGAAGACAAGAAGGAAUCUGACAAUGGCAAAACUUACUUUGUGAAGAUUCAUGCUCCAUGGGAGGUUCUGAUCACAUAUGCUGAAGUGCUAAGCAUAAAAAUGCCCAUCAAAGAAAAUGAUAUCCCUUGUACUGCGGAAAACCCUUUGGAUUGGAUAUUUUGGCCAUUUAGACUGCCUGAAAUUGUGAUGCACCCAGAACCAGAUUACUUCACAGCCCCAUUCAGCAAAGAAAGGCAGGAACUCUACCUCAUUGAAGAUGAGAAUACAUUUUUCUCUCCGUCUGUCAGGAACAGAAUUGUUUUUUAUAUUUUAACAAGGUGUCCGUAUGGAACAGAAGAAGGGAAAAAGAAGUUUGGAAUCAAAAGGCUCUUGAAUAAUGGCACCUACACUGCUGCUUAUGCUCUUCAUGAUUGCCAGUACUGGAAGAGGGCGAAUGACCCGAAGUGUGAAAAUGAAAGGUACACCCUCUACAGAGAAUGGGCAAGGUUUCCUCGUUUUUUCAAAGAACAGCCCUUGGAUCUCAUCAGGAAGUAUUAUGGGGAGAGGAUUGGAAUCUACUUUGCCUGGCUUGGGUUCUACACUGAGAUGCUGUUCUUUGCCGCUAUCGUUGGAUUAAUCUGUUUCCUGUAUGGUGCAUUCACAAUGAAUGAAAAUAUGAGUAGCCAAGAGAUAUGUGACUCCGAAAUUGGGGGAAAGAUUAUCAUGUGCCCGCUAUGUGAUCAAAAAUGUGAUUACUGGAGAUUGAACUCCACGUGCGAGUCUUCAGAGUACUCCCAUUUGUUUGAUAAUGUGGCGACCCUCUUUUUUGCAAUCUUUAUGGGCAUCUGGGUCACACUUUUCUUGGAGUUCUGGAAGCGUCGGCAAGCUCGACUUGAAUAUGAAUGGGAUCUAGUUGAUUUUGAGGAGGAACAGCAACAACUCCAACUGAGGCCAGAAUAUGAAGCAAAAUGUACUCAAAAGAGGAAGAAUCCAGUAACGCAGGAAUUAGAAUUGGUUAAGAGGAAGACCUUACAUGACUAUGGGAAACUGAGCUGCUUGUACUUUGGAAUUUUGUUUUGGAUCUUUUUGAUCAUAGCUAGUAUGAUAGCUGUGAUAGUUUACCGCCUUGCCGUCUAUGCUGCUUUUGCCAGCAUCAUGGAGAAUGCACAAACCUUGCAGCCUAUUCAAGGUAUCCUGACACCACAACUGGCAACAUCGGUCACUGCUUCAUGCCUGAAUUUUGUCAUCAUUAUGAUACUGAAUUUCUUGUAUGAGAGGAUAGCCAUCUGGAUCACAGAUAUGGAGAUCCCAAGAACUCACCUUGAAUACGAGAACAGACUCACCAUGAAGAUGUUCCUGUUUCAGUUUGUCAACUAUUAUUCUUCAUGUUUCUAUGUGGCUUUCUUCAAAGGGAAAUUUGUGGGGUACCCAGGUCAUUACACAUACAUGUUUGAUCGCUGGAGAAAUGAAGAGUGUGAUCCUGCAGGAUGCCUGAUAGAGCUGACAACACAGCUUACCAUUAUCAUGGCUGGCAAACAGAUAUGGGGCAACAUCCAAGAGGCUAUUGUACCGUGGAUCCGGAAUUGGUGGGGCCGUCGGAAAGCCAGUAGCAGUCCUGAGAAUUUAUACAGUCGAUGGGAGCAGGACCAUGAUCUGCAGAACUUUGGAGCCUUGGGCCUAUUCUAUGAGUACUUGGAAAUGGUUAUCCAGUUUGGAUUUAUCACUUUAUUUGUGGCCUCUUUUCCUUUGGCUCCACUACUUGCUCUGAUGAACAAUAUCCUGGAAAUUCGAGUUGAUUCUUGGAAGCUUACAACGCAGUUUAGAAGACCGGUGGCAGCCAAAGCCCAUAGCAUAGGAGUUUGGCAAGAAAUUCUAAAUGGAAUGGCUAUCUUGUCUGUUGUCACAAAUGCAUUUAUUGUUGCCUUCACAUCCGAUAUGAUCCCUCGAUUGGUUUAUUAUUAUGCCUACUCUAUGGAUCCUUAUUCACCCAUGUCUGGAUACAUCAAUGACAGCCUCUCCAUAUUUCAAACCUCAGAUUUUCCUGAUAAAAACAGGCCUGACCUAAACCCAGAAAACUUUUCCACAUGCAGGUACAGGGACUAUCGAUAUCCACCAGACCAUGAGAGGAAAUAUGCACACACAAUGCAGUUCUGGCACAUCCUGGCUGCCAAGAUGGCUUUUAUCAUUAUUAUGGAGCAUGUCGUUUUCAUUGUCAAAUUCUUUGUGGCUUGGAUGAUUCCUGAUGUCCCAGCUGAGGUGAAAGCCAAAAUAAAGCGUGAGAAGUACUUAACUCAGAAAAUCUUGCAUGAGUAUGAACUCAAUAAGCUCAAGCAGAAGCUGUGUGAAAACAGGACCACCGCCAGCAUGGAAAAGGAAGUCAUUGCCACUGAAGGGAGAGUGGAGUUAUCAGACGUCAUGUAACCUGAGGAACAGCUGACUGUGAAAUUCCAGCCUGUGAAGAUUGGUUAUCCAUUAUCUGAGAUGAGCAGCUCAAUAUGCGUGAAAGCUUCUCUUUUGGUUCUAACAAUUUUACUGAAGCAAGUGGAGAGAAUCAACAUGGGUUGCCUGUUGGCCAGUCAACAAGCUACGUACCCUUGCUGCUGUGGAACCUUGAAAAAUGAAUCUGCUCAUGACACUGCAGAAAUGCCUUGCCUUUCUAAGACUGUAUGUUUCUCAUAACUAGAAUUGUCUUAAGUGUGAAAAGCUCAUAAUGUUCCACAUUUGCAGUUACAGUUCUUGCUAAGUGUGGCGAUGGCCUCCUGAAUGAGGCUCAGGAAGUUCCAGCCUGUAUUAGUAUCAUUAUUAGUUGAUAAGGCCAAGAGUUUGGUGUGAUGUCCUUCAGUUGUUGCACUGUCAACUGAUGGUGCUAGAGCCUAAACAGAAUUCUGUAUCUUUUCAUCGUGAUCUUAAAGCACUCCAUAGACUCCAGUGGAAGUGCUGUGGCUGUGGAUUUCAUGCUUCAUCUUGGUAGGACUAACCAAGCUUCAAGGCCCCUUCCAACUCUAUAGUUCAAUCCUAUUUUUGUUUGCCUGUUCUCAGAGUUGGGGAAACUGGGAUCUGAACUUCCAAUAUGUCAUAGUUAAGGUUGUGAAGGCAGAAGGGGCAUAGUGCAGAAAGUACACAAAUGUUUGGGGAGCCUUUACUGUAAGAUGCUAACAUCAAACAAACAAAAAACUAAAUUGGAUGCCUUACUUAGAGAAGUACUAAUCUGUAUUUGAUAGGUAGCAUUGGCUAUUCAAAAGCAUGUACUUUUCACAUAUUGGCCUUGAUCAUACAUUACUUUGGAACAUUACUUGGAAAAUCUUUACAUAUCACUUGUGUGCAUUUCUGCCACACAAACCUGUACCUGUCAGUACCUUUUGAGGUGGGUUGUUUUGUAGGUUAUUUUUAAGGCACAGAUAACAUAACUGUAGAUUUAACAGUUCAGUAACUGUAGUGACCUAACAAAAAUUAAAACCCACAGUUACUUUUUCCAUAAGUAAUUUCUAUGCUUAAUAAUUUUCAUCAGCCAUAUCUUCUCAGAAAUAGUAAGGGAAGUUUAAGUAAUUACACCUCAGAGUUCCAAAUGUAAAAUAAAAUAAAAUUCUAUUAUUACAUGAUUAGUAAGGGUUAGAAAGAUGAAUGCCAGAUUCUUCCUAAAAUUAGUAUGAUAUUGAAUUGGAAAUAUAUUUUAUCAAGACCAGAACCACUGAGAUAAUCUGGAGUUUUACCUGUGAUUUUAGUAGUAUUUGGGAUAUAAAGUCAUUAUUUCUGAAAUUUGUUAAAACAAUUUCAUGUUUUCAAAAUCCCUGAGUAAAUAUCUACAGGGAUAAAUGGUAAACAAAGCCAUUUGUUGUGAAUAUGCCUUAAUAAUAUAUCUCUGUGUUUGUAAAGAAUAUCUAUUCAUACUAUUUAAUGAAUGAAAGAAAGGUUAUGUACAUUAAUGUAGCCAAAUCCACAAUGCUUAGAAAUAAUGGUUUUUUAAUAUGUUGCUAAGAAGAGAAACAGUUCCUUUUUUUUGUCUUGAUACAAUUUUGCAAAUUUAUAAAGCUUAGUGUAAACUUUGCAUGCAGACUUACCGUAGCUAGAAGGUGUUACAGGCAGUGUUUUGUUAUAUAAUUUUAAGUUCUUACAAAUAUUUUUGAAGUUUUGCUACAUUUUUAUACCCGAGUCUGCCCCACACUGCAUAGUGCCUUGUUUACAUGCACUUGUGAAGGAAAAAAGAUGUGAAAAUGCUAGUGGUGUAAAUUAUGUAGCAUAAUGUAUCUUAUCAAUGAAUUCACAGGUAUUAUGAAAGUAUCGGCUUUCAAACUUAGUCUUGUGCAUUAGUAGCUGGUCAGGAGCAAGUUUUGCGAACUUCCAAGGUGGUUAGCUCAAUGCAAAUCAGUUGUGGAUGAACCUUGAGAAGCAAGCACUUGCUGAAUUCUGAAUUCACUAAACAUGAAGCAUGUAGGACAUAAAGUACUUGCACUUUGGAGCUUAUGCUUGACUGUUAAGUAUUGGAACAAAUAUCCCAGGCUGUAUCUAGCAUGUGAGCUAAAGAUUAUGCUGUUUUCUACAUAUGUGUGCUUCGGUUUCAUUUCCGAUGGCAAAAGAGCAAAUUAUCUACUUUGAAACGCUACAGUAAAAGAUCCCAAUCAAUGAAGGAACAGCACUCAUAUCCUUGGCAAAGAAAAGCGCUAGAUUAAUGGGCAAAAUCCCCAGAUUAGAUUAAUAGUAUCUGCCUCGGAAAAACAAAACAAGAAAAGAACGAUGCUUAUAGCAAAUAAGAAACUUAUACAGAUAUUGAGUAACAAACAAGAAAUUAUGCAGAUACUAGGGUUGUGCAAUGGCCCCAGGAAGAGAACAAUGAGAAUUGCAGGGUUUGGGGGUUUCCUCCUUUUUUUCCCCUCAUUGACACAUGAUAUCAGUAACUUCCCCCAAAUCAGAUAGGGCCCUCUCCUGGGGUUCUGUUGUUCUGUUUCUGUGCUUUUCUGUGCUGUAUAGUUCAAUGUUUGCGGUUAUAAUAGCAUGGUUUCCAUGACACAGUAAGCCAAAACUAUGCAGACCCCCAAAGAGGAACUUGCAGCCUCUUUGCUCCUCACUUGUCUUCUUUGCUCAGCCAGAAAGAAAGGCUGUUGUGAAGCUGCAAAUGUUAAAAUUAUGUUCAAGUAAGAACACGCACCACUUGGCUACCACUUAAUUGUUUUAGGGUAAGAAAGAGACAAGCUCCCAUUUCCCUGCACCCACCCAGUAGGGCAUUAUGGAAGAAAGUGAAUUCCUUUAAUUCUCCCACAAAAAAGUCCCUUGACGUCUUUGCAAUUUGGCAGGUUUAAUCUGUCUGAUGGAGCUCCUGGGCAUGUAAAUCUCAUCCAUUUUGACCGGGGGGGGGGGAGAGGUUUUUAGAUUAGUUUUUAGAUUCCCCAUUAUAGUAAAUGGGGAACACACAGGUUUGUUUUAUACAGAGCAGCUCUGAACCCAAAAAACAGAUUGAAGCGAACAGAGCACAGAAUGACUUAGAAGCAGAUUGUAAUUUUUUUAAGUGUGCAGAUACAAAGCAAAUCUUAGAGCCUAUGCACACCCCAUAUUUAACGGGCUGUUCCAGCAGAGAGGUCUGCGGGAAAAACCAAGGUGCUAAGGAUGCUGUCUGCAGAAUAUAAGUUGUUAGCCCAAUUUUUAUUUAUUGAACCUAAUUUCAAAGGUGUCCAUGCUCAAGAGACAGGGUUUAGGUCACCAUUGCCCUACUGCCCAUGCUUUGCUUUGUGCAUAUAUUAUAAGGGUUUGUGCAUAACCUAUAGGGUUUUGAAGAGAGUUUGGAGAGCAGUGUGACAAAAAGUAUUCUGCACCAGACUAAAUUUAGCAUCCAUCUCAAAUUUUGAAUCAAAACCUUUCUGACAAACGGUCUGGCUUACAUUUUGCUUUCUAUUUGUGAUGUGCUCAGUCUGCUAAGAUACUGUCAUUUCCCCCCCCCCCAAGAAGUGAUGUAUGUUUAAGAGAAAUAAUAUUAUAUAGUGUGUAUUAGAUAUGCCAAAGAUACAUUGCAGUCACCAAAAAAAAUCUAUACAUAUUUAGCCAAAAACACUUUCUCAUUGUUUGAGCAUAAACACUCUGCUGCUUAUUUAUAAGUGUUCUUGUAAAUAUAAAUGGAGGAUUUGCAAUCGUUUCAUGUUUAAAAUAUGUUUGUGUUAGUGUAUAAUGGACUGCAGGGGUUGUAAAACAGGCAGCAAAGAGUGCAAAUCAAGUCCAACAAAUCACCGUUCUGCUUGACAAAAAUUGCCACCCGUGUCAAACUUAAAUGUAUUAACAAAUUAAAUGUGUGUGUUUUUAGCUUGCCACACUAGAUAUUUUAAAUUGUGUAGAAUCAAUAUUUUUUUAAUAAAAAAAUGAACACUGAGCUGCAGAGUGACUUGGCACAGAUGGAAAUGAAAUAUGUGGCUGUGGUUGCACAGUACCUUUGGUUGCCUUUUGUCAAGUCCAGUUGAGAUGAAGAUUACACAAACAGCUUUGUCUGCUGUUAUUAUGCACUCUACCCAUAAUUAUUUCAGCCAGAGCGAUGAGAGGGGUUAAAUUCUUACGAAGUGGCAUGUUUAUGUAACUCUGACCUGCCAUUUGAGGAGGCUGUGGGGCAAGCCCUGAAGGUGUGCAAGGAUAUCAACAGAACAGAACUUCUGGCAACUUGUGGUACACAGGCGACCAGCCAUGUAGAGUGAUCUUUACAACUGCAUUGAGUCUAUGAUUUUGUAGUCCCUGGCAGGGCGCAAAAGCACGAGAUAUUUUAAGCCCCUGGUGGGCAACUGUACCCAUGGAAGGUUUUAUUUGUAAAUCUGGAACACUGGGAUGGCAUCCUCUGUUCUGUAUUUCUAUGCAAUUCCCUUUUAAGCAAUUUCAAGUAUUGUUUUAGUAUUGUGGGAUUAAAUUCCAGACAUUUUAAUUUGUAGGCUAUGACUUCUAGGCAAAAAUAUGUAAAGCCUCUUUAUGCUUAGCUCAAUCUGUAAGGAAACCUCAUUUUGCUCAGUGGGACUUAUUCUCAAAAAUAUGCACAGGAUUGCAGCUUUAAGUGCCCAUGUCAUUCUGAGUCCCAGUUUGUCACACUUGUACAAACUGAGCUCUCACUCAAGGAGAAUUAUAUCAGUUGUUGUCUGGGAAGCAGCAGUGCUUUUCGCUUUCUAGCAACUUUUUCAAUAGAUAUUUUUAUACUAGUCCACUGAAAGAGCCAAGUUACUAAGUACUGCUAUGAUGUUAAAUUUUCAGUUAAUUCAUAUGCAAACACUGGACCCUUGUGCCUUGUAACAACGCUUACUAAGGAAUGGUGUUGUGCAUGUUUGCCUAUAUGCCCUUGCUUCUGAGAGAGAACUGUAAGUGGUCUAGCACUACCCCAUCUGAGUUUUUGAAUUCUGCAUAAUACUCCCGUCUUAUAGUUUUUGAAAUGUGCAUCAUGCCUUGUGCAUCUGUUUACCUGUGGUGAUCUUCUUCUUCUUCUUCUUCUUCUUCUUCUUCUUCUUCUUCUUCUUCUUCUUCUUCUUCUUCUUCUUCUUCUUCUUCUUCUUCUUCUUCUUCUUCUUCUUCUUCUUCACCUUUCUGUAUCCAUGUCUUAUCAUUGUGUGAGCACUAGUCCAUAGUGCUCUGUGGACAUAGUGCACUAGUUCCAUAUGGAUUAUAUGUCAUCUUGUGUAUACUGGUGGAUGAAUCCAGUGGUUAUAUUUGUAAAUUGUUGGUUUAUGCAUGCUGAAUCAUGGUAUAUAAAUGCCCUAUGAUGCCUUUAAGGACUAUAAACUUUUAUUUUUGCUUUUAAAGUAGAAGUUGUGAUUUUAAAAAUUGCUUUACAUUUCCUUGUGACAACAAACAUUCAAGUUUCUUUCCUGAUUCUGUGCUGUGCAGUUCUGUACUCAGAAGUAAGUCCCUUUGAAUUCAAUAAAAAAUUCUCUCUUUUAAGAAAUGCAUACAGAAUUGCAACCUUGAGCCCCACUCCAGAUAUGCACACCAGUGGGUUGAAUUCAAGUUCAAGUGUAAGAGCAUCUGCCUGCCUGCACCCUCUGAAUAGUUGGUGCUUUCAGGAGGGGGGUAGAAAGGUGAAGGAUUUGAGAUUCAGUUCUCCCACACUCCUAAACAGAAUAGAAAAAAAUUCCUUCAGUAGCACCUUAAAGACCAACUAAGUUUUUAUUUUGGUAUGAGCUUUGCAUGCACACGAAAGCUCAUACCAAAAUAAAAACUUAGUUGGUCUUUAAGGUGCUACUGAAGGAAUUUUUUUCUAUUUUGCUUCGACUCAGACCAACACGGCUACCUACCUGUAACUCCUAAACAGGUAAUUGGUAUUGAACUUGCUUCCUUUUUGUCUUAUGCAGUACAGUCCCAAAUCUGCAACCACAACUAUGUAGAGUGUGCUCUGCUGAAUGCAGUGUCUUUUUGUGGACAAUGGUCUCAUUCCAAACAGACACACCUGCAAACACUGAAUCAAGAAGUCAGUUAUGCUAUAAUAUAUACCAAUCUUAACUUAGCAGAGCAGAGAUCUAACUCCGUCUUUUUUUACCCAUCAAGGCUCUGGUAGUUCAAUAGGCAUAUCAGCAUGCCUCCCAUAACAAGUCAAAAUUGGGUGAAAUGAAGAGUACCACAUCCUUUCAUUCUUAUUGUUUGUGAUGAGAGGACUUUCAGUGUUGGUGGUUGACUGUGGGCAGGGACCCUCCCACGCCCUACUUUGCUUAUUACAGAGGAUUAGUCUGCUUUAAGUUUUUAAGGCGACAUUUACUAAAUGGUUUUCAUUGGUCUUUCAGUGCAAUUUGUUGAUGUUGCCAAUUUUAAGCUAAAUUUGGGGAUCUGAGAUGUUUGCCUGGUAGUCUAAGCUUAUUCAAAUUGUGUCUCAUAAACUGAUAUAUAUGGUUAAAUCAUCAAGCUGAUAUGUGCAAUACGGGAAUCUUUUUAAAAAAUCAGCUAACUGAUGAUGGCGUUUAAAAGAUGUCUGCGAAUAGUGUGUUGCUUGUUUUGUAAAUGCAUUGUUACAUGUAUUCAACUGAUUCUGUGAAAAGUUGACUGUUAAUAAAAGGUUUUGUUUACAUCCAUA
Zootoca vivipara (common lizard) is the source of this 17361-nucleotide messenger RNA. It is a transcript of the gene ANO5, whose product is annotated as anoctamin 5. Gene Ontology annotation, molecular function: chloride channel activity; protein dimerization activity. The record is from RefSeq and is a predicted model, not a curated record. NCBI's taxonomy places the organism in Eukaryota, Metazoa, Chordata, Lepidosauria, Squamata, Lacertidae. Gene Ontology annotation, cellular component: plasma membrane. Gene Ontology annotation, biological process: chloride transmembrane transport.